Messenger RNA from Drosophila takahashii, 1717 nucleotides. RefSeq names its product Cytochrome P450 12a5 (gene Cyp12a5). Lineage: Eukaryota; Metazoa; Arthropoda; Insecta; Diptera; Drosophilidae. The record is from RefSeq and is a predicted model, not a curated record. Gene Ontology annotation, molecular function: monooxygenase activity; iron ion binding; heme binding.
UGAACGAGCAAAGUUCAUAGCGUGGCAAAAAUGUUGAAGGGGCGUAUCGGUCUAGUAAUACAACAGUCGCACAAGGCGGCCCUCUUUUCUGCCAGUCAACAGCGCUGGCAGACAAAUGCGGCUACAGCUGAGGCCAGAGAAGAUCCCGAAUGGCUCCAGGCCAAACCAUUCGAGCAGAUUCCCCGGGCCAAUAUGCUAUCUUUAUUUGCGAAAAUUGCGUUGCCCGGUGGAAAAUAUAAGAAUAUGGAAUUGAUGGAUAUGUUUGACGCCAUGCGUCAGGAUUAUGGAAAUGUAUUUUACAUGUCCGGCAUGUUGGGAAGUCCAGCCUUUGUGAUGACGCACAAUCCCAAGGACUUCGAGGUGAUUUUCCGCAAUGAAGGAGUAUGGCCAUUCCGACCGGGCAGUGAGACAUUGCGUUACCAUCGAACCGUUUAUCGAAAAGAGUUCUUCGAGGGAGUUCAAGGAAUUAUUCCCGCCCAGGGAAAAGCCUGGGGAGACUUCCGAUCUAUCGUAAACCCCGUUCUCAUGCAGCCCAAGAAUGUUAGGGUAUACUACAAAAAGAUGUCACAGGUUAACCAGGAGUUUGUGCAGCGCAUCAAGGAAUUAAGGGAUGCCACCACUCAGGAGGUUCCCGGCGAUUUCCUGGAAACCAUUAACCGGUGGACCCUCGAAUCGGUAUCCGUGGUGGCCCUGGAUAAGCAGCUUGGUUUGCUCAAGGAGUCUGGAAAAAAUAGCGAAGCAACCAAACUUUUCAAGUACCUGGAUGACUUCUUCUUGCUCUCAGCCGAUCUGGAAAUGAAACCCUCCCCCUGGCGAUAUAUCAACACACCACAGUUGAAGAAGAUGAUGAAAACUCUGGAUGGCCUGCAGGGCAUUACUUUGGGCUGUGUGGAUGAGGCGAUCGAGCGAUUGGAGAAGGAGGCCAAGGAGGGUGUGGUGCGUCCAGAGAAUGAACAAAGUGUCCUCGAGAAGCUACUAAAGGUGGACAGGAAAGUGGCCACUGUUAUGGCCAUGGACAUGCUGAUGGCGGGAGUGGAUACGACUUCGAGCACCUUUACGGGACUUUUACUCUGCCUUGCCAAGAAUCCGGAGAAGCAGGCCAAGCUGCGGGAGGAGGUGAUGAAGGUGUUGCCCAACAAGGACUCCGAGUUCACCGAGGUUUCGAUGAAGAACGUUCCCUAUCUGCGAGCCUGCAUCAAGGAAUCCCAGCGUGUCUAUCCUCUGACCGUUGGAAAUGCCCGUGGUCUGACGAGAGAUUCUGUUAUAAGCGGCUAUAGGGUACCAGCCGGUACCUUUGUGUCCAUGAUACCCAUAAGUUCCCUCCAUAACGAAGAGCACUUCCCAAAGGCUUCUGAGUUCCUACCAGAACGCUGGCUACGGAACACAAGUGAUUCCAGUGAUUCCGCCGGAAAAUGCCCGGUAAACGAUCUGAAGACCAAAAACCCUUUCAUAUUCCUGCCCUUCGGCUUUGGACCUCGCAUGUGCGUGGGCAAACGGAUCGUGGAAAUGGAACUGGAACUGGGCAUUGCCAGGCUCCUUCGAAACUUCAAUGUAGAGUUUAAUUAUUCCACAAAGAAUGCUUUCCGCUCUGAACUUAUCAAUCUGCCCAAUAUACCACUCAAGUUUAAGUUCACCGAUGUGCCCAACUAAUGGGUUUUAUAUUGGUGCUUGACUCUGAUAUUCUCUGUUGUGAUAACUUAGGUGUGGUUAAAAAUAU